Messenger RNA from Phodopus roborovskii (desert hamster), 1847 nucleotides. It is a transcript of the gene Wnt3, whose product is annotated as Wnt family member 3. Gene Ontology annotation, biological process: multicellular organism development; neuron differentiation; cell fate commitment. The transcript is spliced from 5 exons. Gene Ontology annotation, cellular component: extracellular region. The record is from RefSeq and is a predicted model, not a curated record. Gene Ontology annotation, molecular function: frizzled binding; cytokine activity. NCBI's taxonomy places the organism in Eukaryota, Metazoa, Chordata, Mammalia, Rodentia, Cricetidae. Bases 16 to 1377 code for a protein of 453 amino acids.
CAAGUUUGCCGGGAGAUGCCCUUCCCAGAGCCGGAGUUGUGGGCCGGGAGGGAGGGGCGCGUGAUUGACAGGCUGAACUACAGACUCAUCUCUUACCUUAGGCCGCGGGCGCUGAUUGGCUGCUCGCUGACAUCCUCAAACCCGGCUGCUCGGCGCUGGGCUCCGGAGGGGGGCGGCUGCGGGUGGAGGUGCGCUUCUGAAAAGCCCGAAAGUCAUUUCCAACCUCAAGUGGACUUUGUUCCAACUAUUGGGGGCGUCGCUCCCCCUCUUCAUGAUCGCCGGCAAACUUCCUCCUCGGCGCUGCUUCUAAUGGAGCCCCACCUGCUCGGGCUUCUACUCGGCCUCCUGCUCAGUGGCACCAGGGUCUUCGCCGGCUACCCAAUUUGGUGGUCCCUGGCCCUGGGCCAGCAGUACACAUCGCUGGGCUCCCAACCUCUGCUGUGCGGCUCCAUCCCAGGCCUAGUCCCCAAGCAACUGCGCUUCUGCCGCAAUUACAUCGAGAUCAUGCCCAGUGUAGCAGAAGGCGUAAAGCUGGGCAUCCAGGAGUGCCAACAUCAGUUCCGGGGCCGCCGAUGGAACUGUACCACCAUAGAUGACAGCUUGGCCAUCUUUGGGCCUGUCCUGGACAAAGCCACCCGCGAAUCAGCCUUCGUGCACGCCAUCGCCUCUGCUGGUGUAGCCUUCGCUGUCACGCGCUCCUGCGCCGAGGGUACCUCCACCAUCUGCGGCUGCGACUCACAUCAUAAGGGGCCACCUGGAGAGGGCUGGAAGUGGGGAGGCUGCAGCGAGGAUGCUGACUUCGGGGUGCUGGUGUCGAGGGAGUUUGCCGAUGCACGGGAAAACAGACCUGAUGCUCGCUCAGCUAUGAACAAGCACAAUAACGAGGCAGGCCGGACGACCAUCCUGGACCACAUGCACCUGAAGUGCAAAUGCCACGGUUUGUCUGGCAGCUGUGAGGUAAAGACCUGCUGGUGGGCCCAGCCCGACUUCCGUGCCAUUGGCGACUUCCUGAAGGACAAGUACGACAGCGCCUCAGAGAUGGUGGUGGAGAAGCAUCGGGAGUCCCGAGGCUGGGUGGAGACCCUGCGAGCCAAGUACGCACUCUUCAAGCCACCCACCGAGAGGGACCUAGUCUACUAUGAGAACUCCCCCAACUUUUGUGAGCCCAACCCAGAGACGGGCUCCUUUGGUACCAGGGACAGGACUUGCAAUGUCACCUCCCAUGGCAUCGAUGGCUGUGAUCUGCUGUGCUGUGGCCGUGGCCACAACACGAGGACGGAGAAGCGGAAAGAGAAAUGCCAUUGCGUCUUUCACUGGUGCUGCUAUGUCAGCUGCCAAGAGUGCAUCCGCAUCUACGAUGUGCACACCUGCAAGUAGGGAGCCAGGCCACUGGGAAGGGGUAGAUUGUGCGGCUGGAUCCAUUCAUCGAAGUCCCAUGGGAAGCAGGAUCUAGAUCUGGGCCAGUCUUCGGCACUGGCCGGCAAGGAGCAUGGACUGUUUGCCAGCUGCAUGUGAUGAACAACCUGGACCCAGCCGGCUUUGGACGGAGGCCCCUCCUUUCUCAUCUAACAUUUUUUCUCACCCUGCUCUGGAUGGUGUAUGGCUUUACAGAGGGGCUUUCUGUUUUGGUUUUCCAGGGUCUGCUGGGGACAGACCUGAGGCUUACCUUUGCACAUGUUAAAGAAAAUAAAAAUGAAAAAAAAAAUUCUACUGCAACAGAACAGGCUGGGCUAAUGCGAGCUCUUGGCCUGGUGGGAAAGACAAGAACAUGGCAAGGUUCUAUCUCCCAGCUGCCUCUACUGGUGACAUUCCAAGAUGCCUCUGAGGUGGGAGUUGUGAAAUGGGAC